Scomber japonicus (chub mackerel) is the source of this 2066-nucleotide messenger RNA. Its product is annotated as alcohol dehydrogenase class-3-like. The coding region runs from base 48 to 1217 and encodes 389 amino acids. Gene Ontology annotation, cellular component: cytosol. The record is from RefSeq and is a predicted model, not a curated record. Gene Ontology annotation, biological process: formaldehyde catabolic process. The transcript is spliced from 9 exons. Lineage: Eukaryota; Metazoa; Chordata; Actinopteri; Scombriformes; Scombridae. Gene Ontology annotation, molecular function: zinc ion binding; S-(hydroxymethyl)glutathione dehydrogenase [NAD(P)+] activity.
UUGUUAAAUGCAGGCAGCUGUCUUACUAAUAAGUGGAAACGGACUAAAUGAUGUCAACAGCAGGGCAGGUGAUCAAAUGCAAGGCAGCUGUUGCAUGGGAGCCAGGGAAACCUCUUUCCAUUGAAGAUGUGGAGGUCGCCCCACCAAAAGUCCAUGAAGUCCGCAUUAAGGUUGUUGCCACAGGCGUGUGCCACACAGACUGGGAAAACCUGUAUGAGACAGGAAAAGGAAUGAAGUUUAGACCGUUCCCAUUAGUUCUCGGGCACGAAGCAGCAGGAGUAGUGGAGAGUGUUGGUCCAGAAGUCACCAAUUUCUCACCUGGGGACAAAGUUAUUCCUCUUUUUCUGCCGCAGUGUUUUGACUGUGAUCGAUGUCGCAGUCCUAAAACCAAUCUAUGCAGAAAGAACUGGGCAAAUGCUCAAGUAGGCAUAUUGGCUGAUGGCACAAGCAGAAUAUCUUGCAAUGGGCAGCAGGUGUACCAGUUCCUUGGUGUCAGCUCUUUCUCCCAGUAUACUGUAGUUUCUGACACCUCACUUGCAAAGAUAAGAGACGAUGCACCACUGGACAAAGUGUUCCUGCUAGGCUGUGGAGUCUCCACUGGUUACGGUGCUGCUGUUAACACAGGCAAGGUUGAAAAAGAUUCCUCAUGUGCCGUGUUUGGGCUUGGAGCUGUUGGUCUGGCUGCCAUCAUGGGAUGCCAAAUUGCUGGGGCAAAAAGGAUAAUUGGGAUUGACAUCAAUCCUGACAAGUUUGAGAAAGCCAAACUGUUUGGAGCCACUGAAUGUGUCAACCCCAAAGAGCAUAACGGGAACAUCCAAGAUGUUCUUGUGGAGAUGACUAAUGGAGGGGUGGACUAUGCUUUUGAGUGUGUUGGUAGUCCAGCUGUCAUGACUGCUGCACUGGAGUCUACAAUAGAUGCCUGGGGCAUGUGUGUCAUCGUUGGGUGGACAGAGACAGAGGCAAUGAAUGUUGUGGUUGAAAAGAUCCUGAUGGGACGCAAACUGACGGGAACAUAUUUUGGAGGGUGGAAGAGUGUGCAAGAAGUGCCUAAACUAGUAGACGACUACAUGAAGAAAAAGCUGAAGCUGGAUGAGUUUAUCACCCACAAACUCCCACUGGAUCAAAUCAAUAAGGCCUUUGAACUUUUGAAGCUUGGGCAAAGCAUCCGUGCGUUAAUCAAUCUUUGGCCAGAGGAGAAUAAUCCUGAGGUGGCUUAAGAUGUGGAGAGAGCCAACUUGAUAAAAAGAUGUGGUCAUACCGAUAUUUUGUAUUCAAUUUAGCAGUGUAUUUUUGAUCUUUUAAUGCUCUUUUUCUUAAAAGAUGUUGAUAAAAAAUAUUUUCCCAGCUUGAUUCUAGCAAAUGAACAUAUUGGCCACUAGAUGGUGGUCUUGUGUCACAUAAAAGCCUCUGCGUGUGUCUAUUAAUACCACCUAUCUUUAUAGAGACUUUUCUAUCUGCAAAUGACUCUGCUUUUUUUCAGAUUAAAUACAGAGGGUUGUUGUUCCUGUUGAUCAAAAGGGAAAACAUCACAGGAUUUCUAGGGCACUUACAUUAAGUAAUACAUUCAUAUAUACAUCUCCAGUAACAAAUUGUCUUUACAUAUGUCACACAUAGAACUGCAUUGAUUCAACUGCAUUGAUCAAUAUGAAGUGAUAGUUGGAAUUAAAUACCCUUGUAUAUGAGAUGAUAUAAAAGACCCAUGAACCAAAUGGCUGAAUCUGUCAUCAGGCAGGGAAAAGUAUCAGCUUCAUGUGGUCAGGCUUACUAAAUUUCAGCCAUGGUAAUAUUAUAUAUUGAUUUAAUAGGCAGUAUGAGAAUGAGAAGGGCUAAAAUAGCAGUUGUGGACUGUCAGGACUGAAGACAAAAGGUUGUUUGGGGGAAGGCCUCCCUAUGAAGAACUGAAAUAGCUGUCUGAAGGAAUUUGUUUUAUUGAAGUUCCAUUCAGAUCAAAUGAAUACCCUUGGCAGUUUCCCCGGCAUUUUCAUCUUUAUUUAAAAUGGAAAAUAAAUUGGUGUUCCUCCUCUCAUGUUGGUCUGUGUUUGUCUGCGUGCUAUCAAUCACUGAUC